AUGGAGUCUCACAAUGCAACACCUGUGCCUCUCCCUUGGUUGGCCACCAUUGGGAUGGUCCCCUUGUUCUUCCUCGUUCUCAUGGACAGAUUGCCCCCGAUCUGGCCAACAUCCAAGAUGGCCUCAAUGAUCGGACAGAAACAACCAGAGAAUGUCACCGCGAUUGAAUGUCCAUAUACUUACAUUCGGCAGAUUUAUGGCAAACACCACUGGGCCCCGUUCGUGAAUAAACUUUCGCCGUGCCUGAAGAAUGACGACCCGGAAAAAUAUCGAAUGGUGCUGGAGAUCAUGGAUGCGAUCCACUUGUGUUUAAUUCUGGUUGACGAUAUUUCGGACAAUAGUGACUACCGGAAAGGCAAGCCGGCAGCCCACAAGAUUUAUGGCCCGUCCGAGACUGCAAAUCGUGCCUAUUACCGCGUGACCCAGAUCCUGAACGAGACAGUCCAGAGGUUUCCGAGAUUGGCGCCAUUUUUGAUGCAAAACCUGGAGGAGAUACUCCAGGGUCAGGAUAUCUCUUUGGUCUGGAGACGAGACGGCUUGAGUAGUCUACCGACGCAAGCCGACGAACGAGCCGCUGCCUAUCGAAAGAUGGCCUCGCUAAAAACCGGCGCUUUGUUCCGACUCCUUGGACAAAUAGUUCUGGAGAACAAGUCUGCGGACAAGACAUUGACCACUGUUGCGUGGUGCUCUCAGCUGCAGAAUGAUUGCAAAAACGUCUAUUCAUCAGACUACGCCAGGUCAAAGGGGUCUCUUGCUGAAGAUCUGAGAAACAGGGAGCUGUCCUACCCGAUCAUCCUGGCUCUAGAGGCCCAAGGGGGUGACCGGGUAGCCAAAGCAUUGGAAUCGGGUUCUCCACGCAACAUCCGAAAGGCGUUGCGAGUAAUCCAGAGCGAAGGUGUACGAGACGCAUGCCUCGAAGAGCUGAAAACAUGCGGGGCGUCGGUGCAGGAUUGGCUUUCAGUUUGGGGAAGGGAUGAAAGGAUGAAUCUGAAAAGCUAA
This is a messenger RNA of Aspergillus affinis, 999 nucleotides long. RefSeq names its product terpenoid synthase. Gene Ontology annotation, molecular function: prenyltransferase activity. The record is from RefSeq and is a predicted model, not a curated record. The transcript has 3 exons. Gene Ontology annotation, biological process: isoprenoid biosynthetic process. NCBI's taxonomy places the organism in Eukaryota, Fungi, Ascomycota, Eurotiomycetes, Eurotiales, Aspergillaceae. Bases 1 to 999 code for a protein of 332 amino acids.